Colletotrichum spaethianum is the source of this 228-nucleotide messenger RNA. RefSeq lists its product as uncharacterized. The coding region runs from base 1 to 228 and encodes 75 amino acids. The transcript is spliced from 3 exons. Lineage: Eukaryota; Fungi; Ascomycota; Sordariomycetes; Glomerellales; Glomerellaceae. The record is from RefSeq and is a predicted model, not a curated record.
AUGCCCAUCAGCAAGAAGGCCAGAAUUCAGCGCGAGCAGAAAGCCGCCGAAAAAGCCGGCACUCGCGCCCCUCACAAGCCAAAUGGUCUCCUUGUAAAGCCUCCCAAGCCCACAUCAAUUGAGAUUGUCAACACCAACAGGGUUCAGCUUGAGGUUCACGCUGGCACCCAUGACGCCAAGCUCUGGCCUAAGGAGAAGUGCUGGCCGAACGACUUCCCCGCAGCCUAG